Amphibalanus amphitrite is the source of this 901-nucleotide messenger RNA. Its product is annotated as nucleoside diphosphate kinase B-like. The record is from RefSeq and is a predicted model, not a curated record. The transcript is spliced from 3 exons. Gene Ontology annotation, biological process: UTP biosynthetic process; GTP biosynthetic process; CTP biosynthetic process. NCBI's taxonomy places the organism in Eukaryota, Metazoa, Arthropoda, Thecostraca, Balanomorpha, Balanidae. Gene Ontology annotation, molecular function: nucleoside diphosphate kinase activity. Bases 221 to 682 code for a protein of 153 amino acids.
GCCCAACGAAAUAGAAAAAACAAAAAAAUAUAAAUAUUACGUCAUUAAAAUUGGAUAUAUUUACGUUUUCUUCCUAACCGAUGUGCGUGAACGCCCAUGUCCCCAUCGCGUGGUCUCCGGCUCCGCGCUUCCUCCCUUUCGUUCUCCGAGUCCGCCCAGCAAGCACCCCUGCCGGCGCUCUGCAGCUUGAAUUAAGCGGUUCAACACAAAAAGUCCAAAAAUGUCGAACACCGAGCGUACCUUCAUCAUGAUCAAGCCUGAUGGCGUUCAGCGUGGACUCGUUGGAGAAAUCAUUAAGCGCUUCGAACAGAAAGGAUUCAAGCUGGUGGCCAUGAAAUUCAUGCAGGCGUCUGUGGACCACCUGAAGGUGCACUACGAGGACCUGUCCAGCAAGCCCUUCUUCAACGGCCUGGUGCAGUACAUGGCCAGCGGCCCCGUGGUGCCCAUGGUCUGGGAGGGCCUGGACGCCGUCAAGACGGGCCGCGUCAUGCUGGGCGAGACCAAGCCUCAGGACUCGAAGCCGGGCACCAUCCGCGGCGAUUUCGCCGUCCAGGUCGGCCGUAACAUCACCCACGGCUCCGACUCGGUCAAGUCCGCCGAGAAGGAGAUCGCCCUCUGGUUCAAGCCCGAGGAGCUGACCGACUGGAAGUCGGCCAUGCACACCUGGGUCUACGAGAACUAGACGACCACCGACCGACCGGAGCGCCCUCUGCGCCGGCGGAGCCGUCAAUGGCGCUGCCGCGCGGACAUACUGAGAACUCCGACUAAUGAAUUAGCCGACAGGUGGCGCGGGGAUCGCAUUUUAGACGAUGUGGUUUAUGUUGUUUCUGUUUGGACAUCUUUAUGUGGACAGCAUUACCCUGCACGCUUGUAGGGACCAAUACACGAAGUCGGAAUGAAA